GUUUCUCCCCUCAGAGUCUGACCGCGGAUCACACGCGUCCAUGUUCGGCUCCAUCUCGCACAGCCAUGCAGAACCAUCACCUGAAGGAACACUUGUAUAAAAUCCUGGUGAUCGGGGAUCUAGGUGUGGGGAAAACCAGCAUCAUCAAGCGCUACGUACACCAGAACUUCUCGCCGAACUACCGCGCGACAAUCGGCGUGGAUUUCGCGCUCAAAGUCCUCAACCUCGACCAGGAGACCGUCAGACUACAACUCUGGGACAUCGCCGGCCAGGAGCGUUUCGGCAACAUGACGCGGGUGUAUUAUCGAGAGGCCAUGGGAGCCUUCAUCGUUUUUGACGUCACCCGGCCAUCGACGUUCGAGGCGGUGACGAAGUGGAAGGAGGAUCUUGACGCCAAGUUGAGUUUAUCCAACGGGAAACACGUGGCGGCCGUGUUGCUCGCCAACAAGUGCGAUCAGGGCAGGGAUGUUCUCACUAACAACGGCAUCAAAAUGGAGCAGUUCUGCCAGGAGAACGGCUUCGUGGGAUGGUUUGAAACUUCAGCAAAGGAGAAUAUUAAUAUAGAUGAGGCCGCACACUGUCUGGUGAAGCACAUUAUAGCUAAUGAGAAUGAUCUGCUGCAGUCAGAGGUUGCAGACACCAUCUCGCCGCAGCAGGAGUCCAGCCGCAGAGGAACCUGCUCGGAGUGUUUCAGGUCCUGAAGAACAUCUCCGGAGGGCCCCCCAUUCAACCUCAUCCUGGCUCUUUCGAGUCUUUCCAUCACGUGUCUUCUCUUCUCAUUCACAUCUCUGUUUAUCUGUGUCAGCGCCGAAAGGCAACCCUGUCGCUGUGUCUCGGUUUCCAUGGUAACAAGACUUAUCGAACACUCUGCAGAGCAGAAAAGAGAAAGCGACAGCGGUGAGAAAUUCACGUGCGGAACUUCGCGAGAACUUCAGGUUCACGGCGAAUCAAAACACCAAAAGGCCAAUGCUGUAUUUUACCGUCCAUUCUUUAAUUUUAGUAUCACUUUUACUGACCUGCUUUGCUGUUAAUCCAUAUUUCUGCCGAUUAACAGAAAUGGGCUGAAUAAGCGAAACCAAUAAAUUACGAAUGUUUUACUUUUGCCCGCCGAGCAGAGCGAAACUCCGUAUUUUCCCUUUUUUUUUUUCCUCCUUUUAAGUCAAGAUGUUCAUGAAUUAUGUAUGCCGGUCGUAAAAAUAUUAAUGAAUUUGAACGUUUCUGGUACAUGCAAUUUGCAGAUGUUUCUCAAACAGGGUUUCUGCAGGUUUUCCGACAGUAAACGUAAGACUUUUUAAGCAAAGAAAAUGUAAUAAAUAUGUUAAUUUGGUGUCUAAAUGUAAAUGUCUUGUAUUCAAAAUGCAAAAGUACAAUUACUUCUUUAUUUCACACACACACAAAAAAAGCAUAAGGAAAUAACUAUCACUGUACCUUCACGCUGCAAAAAGUGCUUGUUUUCCAGUCUGAAGAUUCUUAAAGAAAACAUUUAUUUCAGGAGAACAAAUAUCUGCCAAUGGGCUGAGAAAAAUCAACAAAGGGAAAACAAGUUUUCAUUUCCCACUGACAGAUAUUCGUUCUUAUUUUAAACAUGAACUGAUUUCAUUUUGCUCAAUUUCUCAGAAAACAAUGCUUCAUCUAUUCAGUUGGCUUCUUAAGUGAAUGUAUUUUUAUUUAUAGAUUUAGAUAUUUGUAUUAGAAAACGAGACACGUAACAUAUAAUUAUCAAUUUAUGAAGUCUUUCUGCAUUGAUUUAAGGCAUUCAUUUGUAGAAGGUCCAAUGAUGUGCUUUGUAGACCUGCAGAAACCCUUCAAACCCGUGAUUACUGUUUUUCAUUUGUUUCAAACACUAUGGUGCCAUCAACCAACAAUAUUUGUUAUUUUAUUUAUCGAUUGUUA
Messenger RNA from Puntigrus tetrazona (Sumatra barb), 1893 nucleotides. It is a transcript of the gene rab38a, whose product is annotated as RAB38a, member RAS oncogene family. Gene Ontology annotation, molecular function: GTPase activity; GTP binding. Gene Ontology annotation, cellular component: lysosome; phagocytic vesicle; late endosome. NCBI's taxonomy places the organism in Eukaryota, Metazoa, Chordata, Actinopteri, Cypriniformes, Cyprinidae. The transcript has 3 exons. Bases 66 to 701 code for a protein of 211 amino acids. Gene Ontology annotation, biological process: endosome to lysosome transport; phagosome-lysosome fusion. The record is from RefSeq and is a predicted model, not a curated record.